Messenger RNA from Fonsecaea erecta, 1707 nucleotides. RefSeq lists its product as hypothetical. The record is from RefSeq and is a predicted model, not a curated record. The transcript is spliced from 12 exons. Bases 1 to 1707 code for a protein of 568 amino acids. Lineage: Eukaryota; Fungi; Ascomycota; Eurotiomycetes; Chaetothyriales; Herpotrichiellaceae.
AUGCCUCACUCCGACCCACCUCCACCAGUGAUUGAUAUCGUCGACGAAGUCCACUCCAAACCGGACCACAUUAAGAUCAUCCAUGUAGGGGCCGGAGCGUCGGGCCUUCUGAUGGCCUACAAGGCUAGGAAGAUGCUCCAUAACUACGAGCUCAUUCUUUACGAAAAAAACCCUGAGAUUGGAGGCACUUGGUGGGAAAACCGAUACCCAGGCUGUGCUUGUGACAUCCCAGCACAUUGCUACACAUACACGUUUGAGCCGAACACCGAGUGGUCUGCAUUCUACGCAGGCAGUCAGGAGAUCCAGGACUAUUUCUUGAGGUUCUACAAGAAGUACGAGUUAGAACCCUUUGUGAGGCUCGAGCACGAAGUCCUGAGCGCAACUUGGGAUGAGUUGGAAGGAGUUUGGGAUGUUGAAAUUCGACAUAAUGGACAGGUAUUCCAUGACUGGUGCAACGUCUUGAUCAACGGGUCUGGAGUGGUUAACAAGUGGAAAUGGCCCGCCAUCGAGGGCCUACACAGCUUCGGCGGAAAGCUAGCACACUCAGCCGCCUGGGAUGAGACGAUUGACACGGCAGAUAAGAGAGUAGCCGUCAUUGGGACAGGCUCCAGCUCUAUCCAAAUGGUCCCGAGCCUCGCAAAGGGAGCAAAGUCUUUGACGGUGUUCAUGCGGAACCGGUUCUGGAUCUCGCCCCAGAUCCCGACCGACACGCAGAAGCUGGAGACAUCCAGCCGAAACGCCAUCAUCGGCCGGCACUACUACACUGAGGACGAGAAACGAUCGUUCCGGGACGACGAGGACUUCCACCUCGCCUACCGCAAAGAACUCGAGUCUAAAAUGGGCAAAAAAUUCUCGGUCUUUUUGCGCGGGACACCCGACAAUGAAGCAGCCAAGAAGAUCUUCCGGGCCGAUAUGCUGAAGAAGCUGGGUCCCGGUCAGGAAGACCUGCUUGAAAAAGUGAUUCCCGAGUGGUCUCCUGGCUGUCGGAGGAUGACCCCGGGGGAAGGGUAUCUCGAGGCUCUUGCUCAGCCACACGUCUCCACGGUUCAUGAAGAAAUUGUCCAGAUCACACCGAAGGGUCUAUUGACCGCCAGCGGACAAGAAAUCGAGGUAGACAUCAUCGCGUGUGGAACCGGCUUCGAGACCGCUUAUGUGCCGCACUUCAAGAUCAUCGGUACCAACGGUCUCGUCAUGCAGGAACACUGGGCUGAGGAAUCAAACAUCUACUGCUCCAUCACGGGCCCGGGAUUCCCAAAUUAUUGGGUGAUUAACGGUCCGAGGGGGAACUGGGGCCAAGGCUGUGCGCUUCCAUCACACGAAGUCCAGAUAGAGUACGCGAUCCAAUGCAUCGACAAGAUGCAGCGACAGAAAAUCCGGAGCAUGGAAGUCAAGCAGCGCCCGACGACGGACUUCAACAACCACAUGGACGCCUGGCACGCGAAAUACUCGGUCUGGGCCGAGAAAUGUCGAAGCUGGUACAAGAAAAACAAACCCGAGGGCCGCGUAUACAUCUGGGGCGGGUCGCUCCUGCACCUGCUCAAGACGCUGCGCACCCCGCUGUUCGAGCACUACGACAUCACAUACAAGAACCCCGACGACUGCUGGGCAUUUCUGGGCAACGGUCUCACCGAGGCUGACGUCGCGGGUACCGUGGAGAGAUUGACCCCGUUUAUCAGGAACGCCGAUACGCCCUGGGACAUUGUCUAA